Babesia ovata is the source of this 1071-nucleotide messenger RNA. RefSeq lists its product as uncharacterized. The record is from RefSeq and is a predicted model, not a curated record. Bases 1 to 1071 code for a protein of 356 amino acids. Lineage: Eukaryota; Apicomplexa; Aconoidasida; Piroplasmida; Babesiidae. The transcript has 2 exons.
AUGUUCUUGCAGGGUGUGACGCUUCCAGAUACUAUUCGAGCCCUUACUUCGGAUUUCAAGUUUCAACGAUCACACCCAAAGGCAAUAGCGCUGACGCUCAACGCCUUCGCACGCCACCCAAAGGCAUUACACUACGUUCCUGGGACCUUCUGGAGUGGAGUUGCAGAUGCUGUCAAACGUCUAGGCACGGAGUUCUCCCCGCAGGACGCAGCCGGAUGUGCCCUCUCCAUAACCGGGCUGCUGGCAGCCAACCGUUAUCGCAAUGCCGAUGCCACCGGCAACACCAACACGUCGAAUGGCGUCGAGUGGAUUGACCGCCAAUCGUCACAGAAACUGAAGGCAACUCAAGCUCAGGUUUUGUCAUACGCGGAGCGUAUGAUGCGCCAGCUUGACAUUUUUGCCUUCAAAACAAGGGAUCUAUCAUGCAUCUUGCGGUCGGUGUAUGCCUCCAAGGUCGAGGCGCCGUCACUCAUCAUCGCAACACUUAGUAGGCUGAAGGAGGUCAUACCAGCAUCCCUGAAUGGUAUCGAUGACGCCAUAUACACGUUGGACCUACUACCACCGCCAGACUUCGCCGCAGAUACCGUCGAAAAACGACGCCUCAAACGGGAGGUCGCACGCGCCGAGAAGGCGUUCGUGGAGUGGGUGUUCGAAUACCUCGAGGAACAUCUGGAUUGCCUCAAGGAUCAUGAGCUAGCGCGGCUGGCCGCAGCAUGCAAUAGGCUGAGGUCGUGGUCAAAUGACCAAUUUGUGAUAAAGUUCGCCCAAAGAUGGCAGGAUACGCUUAGGAGCACGGAGGUUAUGCCGCCCAAGUACCUUGCUCACGGAGUGUGCUAUUUCCUCAGGAGGUACGAAGCCUCGGUCACCAGAGAGCUUGCCAACAAAGGCACCGAGGAACAGAAACGAAUCGCACAGGUGUCAGACCUAUGCGCACGUGUAGGUGAAAUGCUGCACGAUCACGCGACUACGCAUUACGCGCCAGAAGAUCUCCGCCGAGUAGACGAGUUGGUGUAUGUGGCCGAGCAGUGCCGCGCGAAGCGCAAAAGCAAUCAGAGCAACACACGCACUUGA